This is a messenger RNA of Magnolia sinica, 1282 nucleotides long. Its product is annotated as haloacid dehalogenase-like hydrolase domain-containing protein At4g39970. NCBI's taxonomy places the organism in Eukaryota, Viridiplantae, Streptophyta, Magnoliopsida, Magnoliales, Magnoliaceae. Gene Ontology annotation, molecular function: hydrolase activity. The coding region runs from base 53 to 1051 and encodes 332 amino acids. The record is from RefSeq and is a predicted model, not a curated record. The transcript is spliced from 11 exons.
UUUCCCAAAAGCCACCAGUCAUCCACCCAUCAUAAGAUCAGAUAGAGAAUUGAUGGCUUCUUCCUCCUCUCUCCUUCUCUCUCAACACCUCCUCCUCCCUCCCUCUCUCUCCCACCACAGAUUUCGCCUCUUUCCCGAUCUUCCCUCAACUUCUUCCCAACUUACCCUUCGUGUCCCAAAUCUACACCACAAGCUCCAAUCCCGCCUAAUUUCUUCAAAACCCCUCCGAGGAAAACCCUUCUCUGCCUCGGCAUCUUCUUCCUCCUCCCAAAUCCCUUCCUCUCCCUUACACGCCUUAAUCUUCGAUUGCGAUGGCGUAAUCCUCGAGUCCGAGCACCUCCACAGGACCGCUUACAACGACGCCUUUGCACAUUUCGACGUCAGAUGCCCUCCAUCAUCCUCGCAGCCCCUCAAUUGGGGCUUGGAAUUCUACGACGUGCUCCAGAAUCAAAUUGGCGGCGGCAAACCCAAGAUGAGAUGGUACUUUUCGGAGAACGGGUGGCCUUCUUCUUCAAUCUUUGGAGCACCUCCAGCUGAGGAUUCGGACCGAGCGAAGCUGAUCGACAUGAUUCAAGAUUGGAAGACGGAAAGGUACAAAGAAAUUAUCAAAUCAGGAACUGUGGAGCCCAGACCCGGAGUUCUAAGAUUGAUGGAUGAGGCCAAGGCUGCAGGAAUUAAAGUUGCUGUUUGCUCUGCUGCAACUAAAAGUUCAGUUAUACUCUGUCUUGAAAAUCUUAUAGGGAUUGAACGCUUCCAGAGUCUUGAUUGCUUUCUUGCAGGUGAUGAUGUGAAGGAAAAGAAGCCUGAUCCAUCAAUUUAUUUAACAGCUUUAAAGAAACUAGGUGUGCUGGUAAAAAAUUGUUUGGUGGUUGAGGAUAGUGUUAUUGGGCUACAGGCAGCAACAAAAGCGGGGAUGUCAUGUGUUGUAACUUAUACAUCUUCAACUGCUAACCAGGACUUCAAAGAUGCGAUUGCAGUCUAUCCUGACUUGAGUAAUGUGAGCUUGGAGGACCUUGAACUGUUGCUUCAAAAUGUUGUGGCUGCCAAUUAGAUGAACGUAUCACAUCCUCCAGGAUCCACAUUAAAUGCAACUUCUCAUUUGGGCUACCACUGGGUUGGUUCGAUUGUUGUUGUAGUUGGAAUUCAGUCCCAUGCAUCAUUUUUCCAUUGUAUUUUUCAGUUCAAUCAAUUCAACAGAAAAAUUAGAAUUGAAUGGUCUGUAAAUUUUUUACUUAUUUUUGAUAUACCAUGGUGAAUAUAUAAGAAUUCGAUUUGAUAUUCA